Messenger RNA from Seminavis robusta, 2870 nucleotides. Lineage: Eukaryota; Bacillariophyta; Bacillariophyceae; Naviculales; Naviculaceae. The record is from the annotation of a GenBank genome assembly.
GAUGUCAACAAGAAAGAUCCACACACCUGGCCUUCUUCUUUGAUCUUCCAUCACCUUUAUUUUGUUUUAAAAGAUGUCUUUAGCAGCAUCCUUGCUUUCCAACAAGCCCCACAAGGCAGUCUUGGUCACAGCCCAAGGUGUGGAACCAGGCGGCCACAUUGAAGCUCGAGUUGGGCGCAAGAACGCAUCUUGGGAAAACCGUGGUUCCAACGAUGGAGCCGUGAGUGAAAAUGCCGGUGAGAAUGGACAAGUGGUAUUGGGUUGGCUGAUCUACAAUACGUUUCGACGCCCCGUGGAUGAACUGGAAAUGCAUCUUCGAGUCAUGACUCGACAUCAUAAAUUGGUGGGAAAGGAAGUUAUGGGUGAAGUCAAGGUGGAUUUACGCAAUGUCAAUCAAAAGGAAGUCAAGGUGAUGGGCGUCAAACUCAAUCUUACCAUUGGGAGCGACCGGAUUCUAGUCGAUCAUCCCAAUCCCGCCACACGCACACAUCCCUGUGGAACCAACCAUUUUGGCAUGCUACCCACGGGAAUUGAUGAAUUGGCGAUGAAUGACUUGAAGGGGUGUUACUUGUGGGGAUCGGCCAGUGAACCCAUGACCAGCUGGGUGGCCUGUCAUUUGCUCCAUCACAACAAACCCUUCAAAACUGGUCCCAUGUUGGUGCAAUCCCCCAUCCCUCCUUUACCCAAAGUCAAGGAUUACAAGGACGAAUUGGUCAAUGCCAAUACGUGUGGCGCCAAGUCGGGGUACGGAGUCGCCCAAGCACCCGACAAGGUCAUUACCAACGCGGUACCCAUGCUGGAGAUUCGACGAGAAGACGACGGACCACGCAUGAUUGCCGACGGAGUUAUUAUCAACUAUUUGAUUAUACCGUUGCUAUACCCACAAAAAAUGACACCCGAUGUCUUGCGAUGGGAAAAAAUCAUUGGAUACGAAUUCAUACCCGCCAUGUGGAGGGAAUACACGGGGGUGGAAUACGCCGCCGCAUUCGCUCGAGCGUGUCCCAAUUAUCCGGCCACCUUUACCAGUCGCUUUAGUCCCGUCAUGCGACAACCCGUGGCCGUCAUGACGCGAUUGAUGGCGCGAGAACGCACCAUUCUCAAGGAUUACAUGGGGGAAGAGUACGACCGGACGCCCGACAAGACCACCAUGAAGUCCAUCAUGACCAAGUUCAAAACCGAACUGGGACGGCAAAUGGGUAAGCAGGAUUUCAUGGGUGGAGAGACUCCCAAUGCUACCGAUGUGAGUUUCUAUGGUGUCAACAUUCUGCGGUUUGUGACAGAGGUUGGUCCUACCAAGAAGCUCAUUGAAGAAGUGGGCUUGUUGCCGUGGAUGUAUCGCAUGAUGGAUAUUUUGCCUCCUUCCAAGUGUUUGGCUCCCCGUUUCUUUGGACCUCCCAUGGAAGGAUGGAAAGGAGGAUGGCUCGUGGACCCGCCGCAACUUGAGCCUGUCAAGUAUGAUGGACCACAGCCAGAAGAAGAGACAGCCACAACGGAAACAACCGCAGCUGAAACCGCACCAUCAGCAUCCAAAUCAGAAGAAGCAGCAGCUACAAAAGCUGAACCAGAAGCAGCAACAACAACAGAAUCAGCAGAAGAAGGGGCUUCCCGUGGCGAGAAUGGGGCGGAGGAGCCUGCUGCUAGUGCGGACGCCUAGCCUAGGGAUGGCAGUUAGAUCUUUCGGAUCGGUUUUUUAUGGCACGGUAUGAAGCUUUGGCAAAUGAUGCAACCGUGCUGCCCCUGGGACUCGCUUUGACGCUCCAGCACCAUGCUUAGUCUUUAACAUGAUAAUGAAUCGUGACCUCAACUCUAUACCCGUAGUAGCCUGCACCAAAUCAGCGGUUCAUCUUGGGCUCUUGGUCCAACUUAGCUGCGUUCGAUCGAUGUCUGCAGGCUUGAAGGCUGAACCUAAUAAGAAAAUAUGUCAUUUUGUGUCUUGCUUUCUAUUACUCGUUAAGCUCUAUUAUGUACAUGAGGAAAGAUCAAAGCUGAUCAUUGUGUUUCGUUGCAUCGUGAAUCGUACCGUCGUUUCAAGACAGCAUCAUGCCUCUCGAUGAAACUAAGACAACAGACCCAUAUCGUUUCCAUUUUUCUUGGCAAGUUUGACCAGGUUAGUUCGCAGAGUCUUGGGAGCUUCUUUGACCCAUUCAUCCAUGUCGAUCGUUCCACUUUCGUCGGCAUCUGCUCUUUUGAAUAUUCCUGCCACUUGCUUUGCCUGGAGCCAGUCGAAUCCAAGUGACUGCAUUGCCUCCUGGAGCUCUGCCUCGCAAAUGGUGCCAUUUCCGUCCUUGUCGGCCAGGUGAAAGAGAGAUCGAAGCACGGCAUCACCAAAGACAGAGUCGGAAGUCUCAACAAAGUUUCCAAUGACUCCAGAAUGAAUGGAGAUGGCCUUGCCUCGAACCUUGUUGAGGAGUUCGUCACCCAAAAAGCCCCUGACAAACAUCACCAUCGGUGAUAAGACGCCUUCUUUGUGAACGGGCCCUUUUUUCUUUUUGGGUGCGGCGGUCUUGGGUUUGGGGGCUUCUGCCUUGGGCGCUGGUUCUUCGGACAAGGCGAUUUCAUUGGCUGCCUCUUCCACGAGAGUAUUGCUGGUAUCAGCCAAGGAAGCGUAAUAAGGGAAAGGCUCCGAUGACAUCUGCAAGGCCAUGGCGGGAGUCUUCGUGGGAAGGGCAACUUGAAAAGCCAUGGCAGAAGAGGCCAUUGUGAAGAGAGUCAAAGAACGGAUCAUGGUGGUAGACGAUGAGGAAUUGUUUUUGUGUUUGUUCUGCUUAGUGUUGUUUUUGGUUUUGCAAAAUUGUGAGCUUUGUUCUUUCCUCAGGUUUGGUUGCUUCCCCCAAACCAAUGACUUCGUGCACACGCAUCCUCAAAUGACG